UCUCUCUAGCCCCCCCUAUAAAUACCCAUCUCUCCUGUUCGCUUGUCACUGCAUUGCUAAAGAAAGCAACUCAUUUAUACACAUAUACUUUCAACACACAUCGAUCGAGAGUUGAGUGACACGAGUAAUAGAAUUCAUUCUUCGUAGAGGACCAUGAUGAAUACUACUGGGUCUGGGAAUCAUCAUCAUCGGCUUUUGUCCAAGAUUGCAACCAACGAUGAACAUGGAGAGAAUUCUCUCUACUUCCAUGGCUGGAAGGCAUACGAUGAUAAUCCUUUUCAUCUUAGCCAGAACCCUAAUGGAGUCAUCCAAAUGGGUCUCGCUGAAAACCAGCUAUCCUUUGACCUAAUCGAAGACUGGAUGAAGAAAAACCAAAGAGCAUCAAUCUGCACCACUGAAGGAGUGCAAAUGUUCAAGGAAAUCGCCAACUUCCAGGAUUAUCACGGCUUGCCGGAGCUUAGAAAUGCUGUGGCUAAGUUCAUGGGAAAAGCAAGAGGUGGAAGGGCGGAGUUCGAUCCAGAGAGGAUAGUGAUGUGCGGGGGAGCAACUGGAGCUAAUGAACUGUUGAUGUUCUGUCUGGCUGAUCCCGGCGAUGCAUUUCUCGUUCCUUCACCUUACUAUCCAGCAUUUGAUCGAGACCUAAGAUGGCGAACCGGAGUGAAACUGCUGCCGAUUGAAUGUAAGAGCUCCGACAGCUUCAGAAUCACCAGAGAGGCACUGGAAGAGGCGUAUGAGAAAGCUUCAGAAUCCAACAUCAGAGUAAAGGGCUUGAUCAUAGGAAAUCCAUCCAAUCCACUGGGCACCAUCAUGGACAGAAACACUCUCAAAAGCUUAGUAUCCUUCGUCAACGACAAGAACAUCCACUUCGUCUGCGACGAAAUCUACGCCGCCACCGUCUUUAAGCAGCCCGAAUUCAUCAGCGUUUCGGAGAUCAUCCAGGAAAUGGACUGCAACCUAGACUUGAUUCAUGUCGUUUACAGUUUGUCCAAGGACAUGGGGAUGCCUGGAUUUAGGGUCGGCAUCGUUUACUCUUACAACGACAAAGUGGUGACCUGCGCCCGGAAGAUGUCGAGCUUCGGCUUGGUUUCGUCCCAGACGCAGCACCUUCUUGCUUCGAUGCUCUCUGACGAUGAGUUCGUGGAGAGGUUCAUCGGCGAGAGCUCGAGAAGGCUGGAAAAGAGGCACAGAAUCUUCACGGAAGGGCUGAAGGAAGUGGAGAUCAAAUGCUUAGAAGGCAACGCCGGCCUGUUUUGCUACUGUGUACCAUUUGUGUUUGGAAGAUUGUAGUGACAUUGAGGUGCCAACAGAGCUAUAAGUGGUUAAUUUAAAUGUCUGCUUGUGGGAUAAUGCUACACGGACGAAAGCAGCGACAAACGCAUUGACAAACCCAAAUUAUCAUGAGAUUUUGACACUAAAAUCUCGCGAUAACUUGGGUUUCAAUUUUGAGCUAAUUUUCAGUCUCUAUCAUCGCCCAAUUUGAAAAUUAGGGUUAGGUUGCUUUCUCUCUCUGUCUUUCUUACUCUCUCAGUCCUCACCCCCCAUUGCCGACGACUCUCUCUCGUUAGCUCUUCGUCCUCAUCGUCACGGGUUGUUCCCUCAUUGCCGACGACUCUCUCUCUCUGAUUUAGGGUUUAGGUCGCUCUUUCUUACUCAUCCAAAAUACUAUCUAAUAAUAUAGAUCAGAUGCCCCUACUCCACUGGCUUCAUCUCCCCCUGCCGUCGACGACAAGCUUGGAAAUUUCUGGUGGAAGCAAGAACUUGGGUGGGAAGUCAAUCGGAUGCCCCUCAACGAGCUUUGAAAACAACAUUGCUCCCCAUAAUGAAGUUGGUCUUACAUGUUGGAUGGUCAUAACAGGAGCCCAAGUCUGGAUGAGCUGUGCUUCGAGCUUUGCAGUUGACGUGCACGUUGAUGCGCAGGAGAUGGCCGAAGUUGAAGAUAGUUUUUGAGCCUUCAUUUUAAACAAUCAGAGUGCAUCUGCUACACUUUUUACAUCUCCAUGUCCUAUAAUUUUGUACAAGUAUCCUUGUUUCCAUUGUUACAUAAUAUCAUCAUCUUCCUACUUGGAUUGGACCAUUGUCAAUGAGAUCUGUUUGUUUAUUA
Diospyros lotus (date-plum) is the source of this 2101-nucleotide messenger RNA. Its product is annotated as 1-aminocyclopropane-1-carboxylate synthase 1-like. Gene Ontology annotation, molecular function: transaminase activity; pyridoxal phosphate binding. NCBI's taxonomy places the organism in Eukaryota, Viridiplantae, Streptophyta, Magnoliopsida, Ericales, Ebenaceae. Gene Ontology annotation, biological process: biosynthetic process; amino acid metabolic process. The record is from RefSeq and is a predicted model, not a curated record. Bases 154 to 1287 code for a protein of 377 amino acids. The transcript is spliced from 5 exons.